This is a messenger RNA of Anguilla rostrata (American eel), 2956 nucleotides long. RefSeq names its product G protein-coupled receptor 4 (gene gpr4). Gene Ontology annotation, cellular component: membrane. The transcript is spliced from 2 exons. Gene Ontology annotation, biological process: G protein-coupled receptor signaling pathway. NCBI's taxonomy places the organism in Eukaryota, Metazoa, Chordata, Actinopteri, Anguilliformes, Anguillidae. The record is from RefSeq and is a predicted model, not a curated record. Gene Ontology annotation, molecular function: G protein-coupled receptor activity. The coding region runs from base 1098 to 2198 and encodes 366 amino acids.
AUGACACGCUUAUAUUGUAAGUGCGCAAUGGCAUUACACAAUUGCGUUAUUUCCACUCGGAGAGCAAGUUGUGGUAGUAUGGAAAGUACAGAAUACGGAGAUAUACUGUGUUGUAAUACUGUACUGCCAUGGUCAGAAAUGACUGAUGAUGCUUAUUAGCAUACUUUAUCGCUUGUGAGAAUCAGUGCAACGGCGUGUGCCCCUGUGUGCGAGAGUGUGUGCGCGUGUCUGUGUGUGUGUGUGUGUGUGUGAGAGAGAGAGAGAGAGAGAGAGAGAGAGAGAGAGAGAGAGAGAGAGAGAGAGAGAGAGAGAGAGAGAGAGAGAGAGAGAGAGAGAGAGAGAGAGAGAGAGAGAGGCCGUCGCCACUGCUCUAAUACGCAUCGUUGCACGCCGCCGCUCUCAGAGAGGAAGCGAAGAGAGGAAUAGCGCGUGUUUCAGCCAUCAAGACUGCUGCCAUCUGUUUCAGGCUUUCCUUCGUCAGUAUGGACACUUCGGUAUUUCGGAAAAACACUGCUAAAGGACCGAAAUAUGGGUUAAAGAGGAAAGACCAGUAGAUCAGCACCUGGUUGGCUGACGCGUCACAUGUCCUUCUGCGAGAGUUUGGACAGAGAAGGAAAUGGCACAGGGAUCUUCAGCAGUAGACUCUGCUACCUGGUAGCCUGCUUCCUGUCCCCAUCUUCCUGCAGCUCUGACCUCCGAUGAUCUGUCCUGAUCCCUGACGCUGGGUUAAUAAGAAGCCUGGGGCUUCCUCUGGGGAAAGGUCAGGAACCAGCCAUGAAAAACGGGGAGGACAAAUGAGGAGCCUUGGAGCCACACCCACCAUGUCACAGCACAAGGGUCCUGGGCUUGACUAUUUCUCAAAGGCCUCCCAAACAUCUGAACAAGGAAAUGUUUGAGCUCAUUGCAGGUCCUCGCCGGCGUCCUUGUGUCUGUACAGUUCAGACGAGUGCCUGUGUGUUCAUUGCCAAACCCGCCACAUAUAUCUUAAUGUAUAUGGCUUGAGUUGGAAUACAGUGAUGUUGAACGCACACUGGCAAAGAUGAGCUUUUGGAACUUGCUAUAAGGGGCUCUGAAAGAUAUACGAGUAAAGCUAAUAAAUGGACAAAACAAUGUGCAACAUCUCUUUCUGCAAAGUGGACUCCAAUAUAGACCAUCUGUUCCAGCCAACCUUGUACAUCAUCGUGAUUGUCUUGGGUCUACCUACCAACUGCAUGGCGCUGUGGGCUGCCUACAUGCAGGUCAAGCAGAAGAACGAACUGGGGAUCUACCUGAUCAACCUCUCGGUCGCCGACCUCCUCUACAUUGCCACACUGCCCCUGUGGAUCGACUACUUCCUCCACCAUGACAACUGGAUCCACGGACAGGAGUCCUGCAAGCUCUUCGGCUUCAUCUUCUACACCAACAUCUACAUCAGCAUCGCCUUCCUCUGCUGCAUCUCUGUGGACCGCUACCUGGCCGUGGCCCACCCGCUCAAGUUCGCCAAGAUCCGGCGGGUCAAGACGGCCGUGCUGGUCAGCGCGGUGGUCUGGGUCAUCGAGAUCGUGGCCAACUCGGCGCCCCUCUUCCACAACGAGCUCUUCAAGGACCGCUUCAACCACACCUUCUGCUUCGAGAAGUACCCCAUGCAGGAGUGGGUGGCGGGAAUGAACCUGUACCGCAUCUUCCUGGGGUUCCUCUUCCCCUGGGUGCUCAUGAUCUUCUCCUACCGGGGCAUCCUGCGGGCCAUCCGGGGCAACAUCUCCACGGAGAAGGAGGAGAAGGCCAAGAUCAAGCGGCUGGCGCUCAGCCUGAUCAUGAUCGUGCUCUUCUGCUUCGCGCCGUACCACGUGCUCCUGCUGUCGCGCAGCGUCUUCUUCCUCGUCCGGCCCUGCGACUGCCGCUUCGAGGAGGACCUGUUCACCGCCUACCACGUCUCGCUGGCCCUCACCAGCCUCAACUGCGUGGCCGACCCCAUCCUCUACUGCUUCGUCAACGAGGGCGCGCGCAACGACGUCACCCGGGCCCUGGCGGCCCUGAUGAGCGCCAUCAGCCGCAGCCCGCCGCCCGAGCCGCUGGCCGCCAGCUCCGUCACCGUGGAGACGCCGCUCUCCACCAAGAAGCCCAGCUUUUACGAGGCCAAGCCCAGUGCGUAUAAGACUGAACUAGUGGCCCUGCGCGAGGAGUGCCUUCAGAUGACCAUACUCAGCGUUAAGAAAUGAGCGGCCUUCAACCCCAAACACGCGUCACCACCGUUCCAUUUCCCCCAGCCUUUUUCUCUUCCACUUUGCUUUGAUCCUGUGAGAACUCUGCUGCGUAUCAGGGUUAAUGGUCCCUAACAGUCUUGUGACCAUUUAGUGUACCAUUAAAAUUUUAACCUUUUUCCAGGACAGUAAAACUGUACAUGUCUGAAUGAGCUUUUGAUUCUGAGCAGUAAUGAGUUUCACCUAGAAAGUUGUUGAAAUGACAGCGACACAAGGCCUUAUUUCAUAGUUCCUUUGAGUGAAUCAGUGGCGUGCUGUUGGAAUGAGGAAGGACUUCCUGUUGUGUAUUGGUGGCUGUAAUGCUCUUCACAUUUUAAACCACUGAAAAUGAUUUGUUUAUCAGAAAUCAGAAGUGCAGCGAUGCUGGUACUUUGGUUGUGUGAAGCGUUUUUUGGGAGAGCGUGAAAUGAUGAUAGCAUUGCGUGUUAUCGCUGCAGGCUGUGCAGCACCACUCAGAGUGAUUUAUCCCCAGGCCAGGAGCGCUAGCUGACCUUUAGACGCCUGACCUGGCCGUGGGAGGGAAGGGCACAUAACUGAGUCUCAGCUCCUUUCAUCUGACACGUUUACAGUUUCUCUUUAGAUACCCUACAAUGCCUUUUAACAGAUCCGAAAUCAUGAAUGUCUUUGGUUUUCCAGGGAUUAUAAAAGCACAGAUCAUAUCACAGGCAAUCACUGUUAAAGCGAUGUAAUGGACAAAUAAAUUAUCAUUCCUGUCA